AUGGUGCGCAUCAUCCCAACAAGACUCAAAUCCGUCUCUCGAUCUUCCUCCUCUUCCUCCGCAACAAUCUCCGUCACCAACGGAAACUCCAAAAAGAAUCGCAGCAACAGUCCCCCCAUGAGAUCAAAGAAUGACAGCACGAGCCCUUCCAGGGAUGCCGGAAAUGGCCUGGCUUUGAGAGUUUGGAUUAUAAGAGGAAAAGACCUUGCGGCCAAAGAUCGCAGCGGCACAUCCGAUCCUUACAUCAUCGUUUCCACCGGCGAAUCACGAAUCGUAACCAACGAUGUCCCCAAGACACUCAAUCCAGAAUGGAACGUUUCCGAAGAAAUCCCUCUCACUUCCGUCCAAAACCUUCUCCUAAGUGUUAUUUGCUGGGACAAGGAUCGAUUCGGAAAAGACUACAUGGGCGAAUUCGAUCUCGCUCUUGAAGAGAUCUUCAACAACGGCAAGGUGGAACAGCAGCCGACCUGGUAUCGUCUCAAGAGCAAGCGUCCCGGUAAAAAGACAAGCGUUGUCUCCGGAGAAGUCCAGCUGCAGUUUUCCCUCUUCGACUCGACAAACCCAUCGGCCACAGCACAGGAGAUCCUUGAAAAGUUCCAAACCCUUGUAGGCGCCGCUCCCGCUGGGUCUCGUAAUGUUACGCCCUCGAUGACGCCUAACCUGGGUCCCAAUGCGGCUCCCCAGUCCGCCGCUAAUCCCCAAGACAGUCCCAGUGACGAUGACGAAUUCGACGAGGAUGAUUCUGAUUCAAGUGACUCGGACUCGGGAGACGAUCAAGACCAAGAUCCCACCAAGCGCAAGCGCCGACUUCGAAUCCGAGGACUGAAGAAGAGGAGACGCAACAAUCCUUACGCAUUUGCCAGCAACGGUUUCGACACGGUCGGCGUCAUCUACCUUGAAGUAGUCAAGAUUACAGACUUACCUCCUGAAUCCAAUCUUACACGCACAAGCUUCGACAUGGAUCCAUUUGUUGUCGCGUCCCUCGGCAAGAAGACAUACCGCACUCGUCGCAUUCGUCACAACCUCAACCCCGUCUUCAACGAGAAGAUGUUGUUCCAGAUUCAGAGCCAUGAGCAGAAAUACUCAUUCUCAUUCACCGUUAUCGACCAUGACAAGUACUCAGGAAACGACUUCAUUGCUUCCUGCAAUCUUCCGCUCCAUGAAUUGCUUGAGCGAUCCCCCAAAGCCAACCCUGAAACUGGACUGUACGACCUCAAGGUGCCUGCGCAGGCCGAAGCGCUUCCUUCCCGAUCACGAUUCAAGAAGCUCGCCAUGUCGCGCUCCAACUCUUCUUCAAGCAUCAGCAAGAUGAUCCGCCCACCACUGAGCAAGCACGCGUCCAGCGGCAGCACAACAACCGCAGUUCCUGCUUCGGCACCCACAUCAAACCCCAACAUGUUGGCGCCAGCGGAUGCCCUUGCCAACACAGGUGCUGAUCCGGAUUCAACCGCUCAGGAUGGCGGAGAUUCCGACUUCCACGAAUACACAGUGCCCCUCAAACUGAAGGACCUUGAAAAGUGGGAGAAGAAGCACAACCCUAUUCUGUACCUGCGCGCCAAGUACAUGCCAUACGAUGCUCUCCGACAACAAUUCUGGCGGGCCAUGCUUCGGCAAUACGAUGCUGAUGAAAGCGGCCGAAUCAGCAGAAUUGAACUCACAACAAUGCUUGAGGCUUUGGGCUCCACACUUACUGAGGCCACUAUCGACACCUUCUUUUCGAGAUUCCCCCACCGGGAUGCCGACAAUGAGGAGAAUUGGGAGCUUACCAUGGACGAAGUUGUCAUUUGUUUGGAAGACCAAUUGCAGGGCAAGAGACGAUCUUCAGCCACUGUGGGGGACAAACUGAAGCAUCUUGUACCGGACAUGAAGAACCUCCUCCACGUAUCUCAUCCAGGUAACAAUAACAGCAAUGGUGGCUCGGAAAACCCUAGCGUUCUGGACCUGAGCGCAACCUCAGGAACCCAAACACCAAUUUCAAACGUCCCCACGUUGAAGACACCUGCAGAUGAAGAGGGUGAUCCCCUAGACAAGUCCGACAGUGGUGACGAUCGUGGUGAGGAACAUGUAGUCGAGAUCCGAGAAUGCCCUAUCUGCCAUCAACCACGACUCAACAAGCGCAAGGAUGCGGACAUCAUCACCCAUAUCGCGACUUGUGCCAGCCAAGAUUGGAGACAGGUCAACAGUGUCCUAGUGGGCGGAUUCGUAACUGCCAGCCAGGCUCAGCGAAAGUGGUAUUCUAAGGUUAUCACCAAGAUCUCUUACGGUGGAUACAAGCUGGGUGCCAACUCGGCCAAUAUCCUUGUCCAAGAUCGUCUCACAGGACAGAUUAACGAGGAGAAGAUGAGUGUCUAUGUCAGAUUAGGAAUCCGUCUUCUCUACAAGGGUCUCAAAUCUCGAGAUAUGGAGAACAAGCGAAUCCGAAAGCUGCUUAAGAACCUCAGCGUCAAGCAAGGCAAGAAGUUUGAUGACCCCGCGUCCAAGGAUGAGAUCGAGAAGUUCAUCGCUUUCCAUGGUCUCGACAUGUCAGAGGUUCUACUGCCACUAGAAGAGUUCAACAACUUCAAUGAGUUCUUCUACCGUGCUCUGAAGCCCGAUGCUCGUCCUUGCUCAGCACCUCAUAACCCUCAUAUCAUCGUGUCACCAGCCGAUUGCCGCAGUGUUGUUUUCAACUCCAUCUCAACCGCUACUAAGAUUUGGGUCAAGGGUCGCGAGUUCAACAUGAAGAGACUUUUGGGAGACGCCUAUCCCGAAGACGUAUCCCGGUUUGAAGGUGGAGCGUUGGGUAUCUUCCGACUGGCUCCACAGGACUACCACCGCUUCCAUAUCCCUGUCGAUGGUGUCAUGGGCAAGCCCAAGACGAUCGAGGGCGAGUACUACACAGUCAACCCUAUGGCCAUUCGAUCAGCUCUGGAUGUGUACGGAGAGAACGUGAGAGUUCUUGUGCCCAUUGACAGCGAGGCUCAUGGCCGUGUCAUGGUCAUCUGCGUGGGUGCUAUGAUGGUGGGCAGCACUGUUAUCACCCGCAACGAGGGCGACAAGGUUCAACGUGCAGAGGAGCUUGGAUACUUCAAGUUCGGUGGCAGCACCAUCUUGCUCCUGUUUGAGCCUGGAAGAAUGGUCUUUGAUGAUGAUCUUGUGGACAAUGGCCACGAUGCACUUGAAACUCUGGUCCGAGUAGGCAUGUCUGUUGGCCACACGCCUAGUGAGCCGCAGUGGACUCCUGACAUGCGAAAGAAUGCAGAGAACAUCACGGAAGCCGAGAAGAGAACUGCCAAGCGACGUAUCCAGGGCAACGUGGCGCUACAAGAUUCGCCGGAUGGCAGCGGAGAGGAAGAACAGGCGGCACGAUCAUCCAAGCCAACCAUCGACACUAUGGCUGCGUCGGCGAUGUAG
Molecule: messenger RNA, 3393 nt
Organism: Fusarium pseudograminearum CS3096
Lineage: Eukaryota; Fungi; Ascomycota; Sordariomycetes; Hypocreales; Nectriaceae
Exons: 5
Coding region: 1-3393 (1130 amino acids)
Biological process (GO): phospholipid biosynthetic process
Molecular function (GO): phosphatidylserine decarboxylase activity; calcium ion binding
Source: RefSeq, a predicted model, not a curated record